CUGAGACCAAAAAAAUCAAACUUCUUCUUCUUCUUCGUCUUCUUCUCAAUCAUAAACCCUAAAUCUUCAUCUCUUCUUAUAUAGAAGAAAUCAAUGCCCUUUCACAAGGAUUCUGUUGGGUUUCAUAUCUUUCACUAGUCUUCUCUGUUUUCAGAUUUCUUGAACCCAUUUCUUGAUUUAACGAUGUUACGAGAAUCAGACGGCGAGAUGAGUUUAGAAACAACAAACUCACCUAUCAGCAGCGGAACUGAGAGUUGCAGCAGUUUCAGCCGUUUAUCUUUCGACGCGCCGCCCUCAUCCACCGCUGUUAUCCCCGAAGAAGAAAGCUUUCUCUCUCUCAAACCACACCGAUCCUCUGAUUUCGCUUACUCUGAGAUCCGACGUCGCAAAAAAAACGGCCUUACCUUCCGAGAUUUUCGCCUCAUGCGUCGUAUCGGCGCCGGAGAUAUCGGCACCGUCUACUUAUGCCGUCUAGCUGGAGACGAAGAAGAGAGCCGGAGCUCUUAUUUCGCUAUGAAAGUUGUGGACAAAGAAGCGCUCGCGUUGAAGAAGAAGAUGCAUCGAGCGGAGAUGGAGAAAUCCAUUUUGAAAAUGCUCGACCAUCCUUUUUUGCCGACUCUUUACGCCGAGUUUGAAGCUUCGCAUUUCUCUUGCAUCGUCAUGGAGUAUUGCUCCGGCGGUGAUUUACACUCUCUCCGUCAUAAACAGCCUCACCGCAGAUUCACCCUUUCCUCCGCCAGAUUUUACGCAGCAGAAGUUCUAGUAGCGUUAGAAUAUCUACACAUGCUUGGUAUCAUCUACAGAGAUCUAAAGCCUGAAAAUAUCUUAGUUAGAUCGGACGGUCACAUUAUGCUCUCUGACUUCGACCUCUCCUUAUGCUCCGACUCUAUCGCCGCCGUUGAAUCUUCCUCAUCGUCGCCGGAGAAUCACCAGCUACGUUCGCCGCGGCGGCUCACUCGUCUCGCUAGGCUAUUCCACCGUGUCUUGCGGUCAAAAAAGGUUCAGACUUUAGAACCGAACCGUCUCUUUGUUGCUGAACCGGUUACAGCCCGGUCCGGUUCGUUCGUUGGUACGCAUGAGUACGUGGCGCCAGAGGUGGCUUCAGGUGGGUCGCAUGGUAAUGCCGUUGACUGGUGGGCCUUUGGAGUGUUCCUCUACGAGAUGAUAUACGGCAAAACUCCGUUCGUAGCGCCGACCAAUGACGUCAUCCUCCGUAACAUAGUGAAAAGACAGUUGAGUUUUCCGACAGAUUCGCCGGCGACGAUGUUCGAGCUCCACGCGAGGAGUUUGAUAUCCGGGUUGCUUAACAAAGACCCGACCAAACGACUCGGGUCAAAGCGAGGGGCGGCGGAGGUCAAAGUACAUCCUUUUUUCAAAGGUCUAAACUUUGCACUCAUUCGCACACUGACACCGCCGGAGAUUCCUUCAUCCGUCGUCAAGAGGCCGGUAAAAUCGGCGACGUUCGGUGGUAGAAGUAGUAACAAACCAGCGGCGUUCGAUUACUUUUGAUAUUUUGAACGGUUGAGAUUAGCGUCCACGUGGGUAGUCGGCUCAGGUCGGUGCCAGGUUCUUUGGUGACUGCCUUGUGACGAUAGCUGUUUUAGCUGUACAUAUUCCCUCGAAGCUGUCCUCUUUUUUUUUUUUUUUCCUUUUCCAGUCUUUAAAUUUUAAUAUUUUUGUUAAUCUGACUUAAUAUAUCCUUAGGUGACAUUUUCACGCGAUUUGUACAACAAACCUGAUUAGUCUGAACUCUGAACUACUAAUUAAUCAUC
Molecule: messenger RNA, 1772 nt
Organism: Capsella rubella
Lineage: Eukaryota; Viridiplantae; Streptophyta; Magnoliopsida; Brassicales; Brassicaceae
Product: protein kinase PINOID
Exons: 2
Coding region: 184-1509 (441 amino acids)
Biological process (GO): protein phosphorylation
Cellular component (GO): nucleus; plasma membrane; cytoplasm
Molecular function (GO): protein serine/threonine kinase activity; ATP binding
Source: RefSeq, a predicted model, not a curated record